This is a messenger RNA of Porites evermanni, 12381 nucleotides long. NCBI's taxonomy places the organism in Eukaryota, Metazoa, Cnidaria, Anthozoa, Scleractinia, Poritidae. The record is from the annotation of a GenBank genome assembly.
CUGCAGUAUUAGUUCGGAUGAACGAUAAAAGGCAAAGGGUUCGUCUACUGGAAAGGAAGGUCAUUUCCCGUCGCUGGCUUUCAAAUCUCUUCUAGAUGUGUAAAAAGUGAAAAAUGUUUUCUACGAAGUCUACAAGACUUGCAUCCUCUCUCGUGGGAACGGUGCUCAGAUCGUCAGGUUCUCGGUGCAUCAUCUUGCCGUGGUUUGGAAUUCGAACUGAAAAUGGCGGUCAACUGGUAGCAGCUCUUCGAAAAUCCACAGUAAGCUUAGAGUUGUCGUCGUACGCUAGGUUUUGAGUGUUGAUAGUAAGCUGAGAAUGUAAUAGAUUAUUAGAAAUUACAGUAAAAAUUGGUGUUAUAUAAUGCUUACGUAAGAGGAUCAUGCCGGGUUGAGGGGGAACCCAAGCUGAAGCAUUGCAAAGUCAGUAUGAGGUGUAUUAGGUGUUUACUCCUCAAAUAGGAUUUACCACUUUUGUUAUAAAUAUUUGAUCCUUUGACACAAUUAAAUUUUCUUUGAUAAAGCCGAGGAUUUAAUCCAGUGUUCAACACCUAAUAUACUCGACAAGGUUUUGACAAUGAAGAAAAAAAACACUUGUUCAUAAUGCAUCAGUCAAUUCCAGCUACUUCCUAUAAUGGCCUAUAUGUGAAGGCUCUGCCACAAAGUGGGUGCCUUAAGGUUCAGCUAUAUAAAAAGGGUACGGAUUUCACUUGAACUAAAUGAAAGGGUAGGGACAUCUGUCUUUUCGGUCAGUAAAAGGACCCCAAAGGACUGCAUUUUAUGCCUGUGAACAAGUUGAGAAAACUUUGUGGUUUUGUGAUUUAUUCAUAUUUUGAAGACAGUGCAUUUACAGCAGUUGAAAAGGAUGCAAAGUUCUAAACUAGGAAUAUGAAAAAUGUACCAUUUGCUAAUAGAAGGUAUAUGAAAGGGGUACCUUUUCUGUAGCCUGCGAAAACAGCCGUUUCUCCUCGCUCCUCGCCGCUGGGAUAUUUUGGGAGAAGGAACGUCUGUGACUCAGCGACAGAAAUUCCAUACUGAUGACGUAAAUCAAUGUUCACUUAAUAAAUCCAGUAGUCAAGAGCUUCCAAAAUAUAAAUUUGUGAAAAUUUUUCGUUUCUCCCAGUCGAUUUUCGUAAAGUGUAAUGUUUACAUGCGAGUGAGCUCCAGCAAAACUCAAAUUCUUCUUCUAGAGAAGAAUGUAUUCCACAAAUAUUGACUGUUUCAUUAUAGAUUCAUCGCAUUUACAUUUGACCUUUUUAGCUUUUUGUCUUUUGUCUGUCAUUCAUAAACAAUAGCUAGAACAAUGUAACUACUCUGUCGUACAAUUGAUCAGUACUUAUGAUCAGAUUUCAGACAGAUUUUACAUCAUCAGUAUGGAAUUUCUGUUGGUGAGACGCAGACAUUCCUCCUCACGAAAGGUCCCCAGCGGCUAGGAGCGAGGAGAAAUGGCAGGUUACCUUUUGUGUCAAAAAUGGUAUAUAACUGGGGGUUUGCACAGUCUUAAAAAGUCCUUGAAUUUUAGGGGAAGUCCUUGAAAAGUCCUUAAAAUCCAAUUUUCCUUGAAAAGUCCUUCAAUAUCUGUGCAAGUCCUUGAAAAGUUCUUGAAUUUUCUUCAACUUUGAAUGUAGUAGCCUGGAGAGAGUUUUUUGAUGCUUUUUGGUUGUCCAAGGCAGAAUGUAAAUCACAACUCAGAGAAUUCAAUGGUUAUUUACGUAAAGUGCUCUAUGUUUUAUGCAAUAAUUAAAUAUCAAUUUAAGACAAGUGAACUGAAAAAUGUAGAGAGGUUGGCAAAGCAAACAGUUCAAGCUGUAAAGUCUUAUUUAGAACGGACUGGGAAUGUGCAUUUUUCUGUGAAAUUAUAAUCCUAGUAGGUGGUCCUUGAAAAUCUGAUGUGGUCCUUGAAAAGUAAUUGAAAUGUCCUUAAAAAAUGGUUGCAAUUUUUUGUGUGAACCCUGUAUAAAGCCAGCUAGGUAAGGGGUUGGCCUUCGGGGCCAGAGCUUCCCCAUUUUAAACUACCCUGGGGGAGUUCCCCACCUGGCAGCAGGCUCUCUUGUGGGAUACAUAAUUUCUGAAUAUCUGUGUUGACAUAGUUGUAUUUACCAGGUUUGUCUGUUGUCCGCGAGUGCUGUGCACACUGAGAAGCAGCUACCACAUUUUAAAGAGAGGGAACAGAUUAAAGAAGCCGAAGGAGAUGAUGAUCGCACACUGGGUAAUGAAGUGUACAGGAUGCCUCAUCCUAUUUGGUAAGAAAAGAAAAUGAUGAUUGUAUGAUUAUAAUGAGCAUUAUAACUCAUUAUUAUACAGUGUAAAACUUAUCAAAGACAUUGUUUUAAUCAUGUCCUGCAUUAUAAAAAAAAUACAGAGGAACACAUAUCACUAGGGAUAUGUGUUUCCCAGGUAGGGGAACAGAUAUCACUAGGGAUAUGUGUUUCCUAGGUGGCGGACAACAUAUCACUAAGGAAAUGUGUUUCCCAGGUGGGGGAACACAUAUCACUAGGGAUAUGUUUUUCCCAGGUGGGGGAACACAUAUCACUAAGGAUAUGUGUUUCCCAGGUGGGAGAACACAUACCACUAGGGAUAUGUGUUUCCCUGGUGGGGGAACACAUAUUACUAAGGAUAUGUGUUUCCCAGGUGGGGGAACACAUACCACUAGGGAUAUGUGUUUCCCAGGUGGGGGAACACAUAUCACUAGGAAUAUGUGUUUCCCAGGUGGGGGAACACAUAUCACUAGGGAUAUGUGUUUCCUAGGUGGGGGACAGCAUAUCACUACGGAUAUGUGUUUCCCACGUGGGGGAACACAUAUCACUAGAGAUAUGUUUUUCCCAGGUCGGGGAACACACAUCACUAAGGAUAUGUGUUUUGCAGGUGGGGGAACACAUACCACUAGGGAUAUGUGUUUCCCAGGUGGGGGAACACAUAUCACUAGGGCUAUGUGUUUCCUAGGUGGGGGACAGCAUAUCACUAGGGAUAUGUGUUUCCCACGUGGGGGAACACAUAUCACUAGGGAUAUGUUUUUCCUAGGUGAGGGAACACAUAUCACUAAGGAUAUGUGUUUCCCAGGUGGGGGAACACAUACCACUAGGGAUAUGUGUAUCCUUGGAAGGGGAACACAUAUCACCAGGGAUAGGUGUUUCCUAGGUGUGGGAACACAUAUCACUAGAGGUAUGUGUUUCUUAUGUGGGAGAAGACAUAUUUUAUACUUGGGAUAUGUGUUUCCCAGCUGGUUGAACACAUAUCACUAAGGAUUCGUGUUUCCCAGGUUGGGGAAUGUAUAUCACUGGGGAUAUGCGUUUCCCAUGUGGAGGAACACAUAUCACUUCGGAUAUGUGGUUCGUAGGUGGGAGAACACAUAUUACUAGAUUUAUCUGUUUUCCCAGUAGCUGAACACAUAUCUCUAUUGAUAUGUGGUCCUUUACUUGGAAAACACAUAUCGCUACUGAUAUGUGUUUUCCAGACAGCGGAACACAUAUUACUAGGGAUUUGUGUUUUCUUCAUUGGGUAUAUAUAACGCAGCGCUUAACCUAUUCAGCCUCUUAUGUAUUUUAUUUAACUGCAAGGAAGCUUUUUGGUUUUUUUUCCUACAGUUCCAAUUAAAUUUUAGUUAUUUUUAUAUUUUGAUUUUACUAUUAUAAUGUGUUAUAUUUCAGGUCAGAAGAUGAUUUGCACAGUGUAAAAAUAACCCAUGAAGACCCAGUAACUAAAGUUGACAAGGUGGAAUAAAAAUUUUGCAGUUAGUAUUGUUGUAUGCAUGAGAGUUACAAAGGGUGCCUAUGAUUGGGAAAUCUGGAUUUAGAUUUUAAUGCUGCAGAGAUAUCUGUUCUUGAGUUUUCCCUUUUUUGCUGUUGUUUUUUUUGGAAUAUCCAAGAAAGGAUUAAGAAAAACUGUUCUUAGGAACAGGAGUUUUGCACCCGCAUGCAUAAUUAGCAAAAAGACGACCACUGUCCAAAAGAAUAGUUUUGCAAAUCCUCUUUCGGAUUCCCAAUUGAACAGUAAAGAAGGAAAUCCAUGAAAUCUGGAUUUGGAUUUGUUAAUUGAAAUCCACCCUGAGGACGGAUUUCUCGAAAGUGAAAUCCAUUCUUGGGUUUUGCGUUCAAAUGCAAAUCUGAAAUUCUUUUUACAAAAAUUAAAUCUGGAUUUCCCAAUCGAUUGCAACCAAACUGUAAUAUUAUUGUUCUGGUUACCUGCAUAGAGGAUAUGCUUUUAACCCCACGGUAGCAUACUAUAGGAGGGUUGAAAAGCUUGUCUGGCUGUUAAUAUUAGGAAGACAUAAGAGACCUUUAGAUUCGAGGACAAGGACGAUUGCGAGUAUGAGAAUUGACUUAAAGUUUUUUCGUGUAUUCUCAUUAAUGUAAACUUCCCGGAGAGCUUCGUUUUACCAUUUUUCAGUAGAAAGGUCUGUAGUACCGCGGUUAGGUUAAAACACACUUUAUUCACGACCGUUACACUCCGAACUCAGAACGCUAACCCACUCGAAUAAAUUACAACACACGCUAUCUAUAGUACAUGCAAAUUACGUAAUCCCCGUGUGUAUCACAUCACAUUCAUUCUCUCGCUUCUACGCGCUUGCAUUAGCAUCGUAUACACUACAUUCCCUUCUUUGAUCAAAUUUAGCAGGAAGGCAGUUUUAAAAGGCUGCAAAACCCUAAAUGUUCAGCAAAACAAAGUCUUUGAAUUAAACUAGACGAAACAGGAAAAGAAGUCCACAUCUCUAAUGAUCUGCUGAUAUUUCUCCGGCGCCGACGUUACGCCAAACAUCAACCGCUUGUAACGAUAAAGCCCUCGAUGCGUGGCAAAGGUAGUGAUGUGGCGACUUUCCUCACUGAGUAAAAUCUGGUGAAAACCCCACUUGAGAUCUAUCUUGCUGAACACCGUACUGCCAUUCAAGUCGUGUAACAGCUCCUCAACGGUUGGAAUUGGGUGACGCUCUCGGACGAUUGCUUCAUUUGCACGACGCAUAUCAACACAGACUCUUACGUCGCCAUCGCUUUUGGGAACCACCACCAACGGCGAAAUCCAUCCUGACGGCCCCUCCGGCACUUCCUCUAUAAUGUCAAGCUCCAAAAGUUCAUCCAGCUUUGCAUCCACCUUCUCGCGUAACCCGAACGGUAUCCUACGUACAUGCUGCGCUACAGGCUUCACCGACUCAUCAAUGUGUAGCUUAAGCUCGUAGCCCUUCAAAAGACCAACACCACUAAACAAGUGCUUGUAUUUCUCUCUGACAUCCCCGUCCGAUCGCCCACCGUCAACACUGUUUGUCUGAAAAGGACCAAUACGCAACAGGUUUAGCGCCUCGGCAGUCUCUCGGCCCAACAGCGUGCGACCAUCGCCUUCAACCACCACAAAAUCAGCAUUACUUCCGUUUUCAAACCCAGCCAGCGUGACAUCUGCCGUGAACGUUCCUAGGGUCGGUAAAGGUUCUGUACCACCAUAAGCAAAAAGUUCCUUUGCAGAUUUGCGAGAUUCACAGUUAAUCCCCUUUUGCUUUAACAACUCCCAGGUCUGCUGGCCCAUAACAUUACAUGAAGCUCCCGAAUCAAUGAGAACAUCGGGUACGUCUACACCACCAAUGACCAGCGUUACCAAAGCGCCCCUUUGUUCCUUGCGAUCAUUCACCUGUUCCACUGAAAAGGCAUAAUCGGGUCUUUGCGAAUGACCUGAUGCAGCGAAAUCUCCUUUGUCUUCCUCUCCAGGGCUAGGUCUUCCAGUCACGAGGUUCGUCUCUCGCCCUCCGCGUCCGCGUCCACCUCGACCCAGUCCACCAGCACUCCUGCCUCCUCUGCCGCGUCCGCCUCUGCUACUCUCAGGUCCUCUAGAUCCCGAAUGGGUCCUGCUUAGCUGAUGGAGUCGAGGGCAUUUAACUUUGAAAUGGCCUGUUUCGCCGCACUUCCUGCAAGUUUGACCACGCGCCGGGCACUUUUUGUCUUGACUGAAGUGUCCUUCUUGUCCGCAGCUAAAGCACGUCUUUGCUUUCCUGGGAUUUUUGUUUCCAUACAGCCUGCCACCCACUGCAUUGACCUGGUUAUCUGCUUGGUCGGUACUGUAUUGCUUCAGUUGUCGAUCAACCGCUUCUUGGGAUCUUGCAACACGCAACAAUUCAUCUAACGUAACAGUUCCUUCCUUUUCCAGAAAUUUCCGGCGUAAAUGGCUCGAAUAACACUUGUCUAUGAGCUGAUCGCGAAUGUAGUCAUCCUCGCCGGCGCCAAAAUCACAAGUCGCUGCUCGCUGACGCAAUCUACAAACGAACUGAUCAACUGUCUCUCCGAUCCCUUGCGAAAUUUGUCGAAACAAAUGUCUCUCAAAGGGAAUGUUCGCCUUUGGCACGAAAUGGUCGUCCAACACCUUUAACGUUGCUUCAAAACUUGCAUCUCCACCCUCACCAGCUAGUGUGAAAUAAAUUUCUUGCACAUCCAUACCAGCGACAUGCAACAGCAAAGCACGUUUUUGAGCGUCGUUCGAUACACCUUUCCCGGUCACAUACAAACUGAACGCUCGCUUCCACUUCUUCCAUCGCUGACUUAAAUUGUGCGCCUCUCCUUUUGGAUUAAAUGGUUCCAAUCCACUGACAUCUAAAGUAACAGAAGUCAUCCCAGAACCGCCAACAGCACCGCCCGUAGUACCGCUUGUCGCGUUAGUUUCGCCCGAUCCACCGCCUCCCGGCAUCGCUGAAAUAAAUCCUUGACGAAAUCCUCAACGAAAUCCACAGCGAGAUUUUCAACGAAACUCUUGAAACCCUCGGCGAAAUCCUCGAAAUAUCCUCGAAAUAUCCUCGUCGCCAAUGUAGUACUGCGGUUAGGUUAAAACGCACUUUAUUCACGACCGUUACACUCCGAACUCAGAACGCUAACCCACUCGAAUAAAUUACAACACCCGCUAUCUAUAGUACAUGCAAAUUACGUAAUCCCCGUGUGUAUCACAUCACAUUCAUUCUCUCGCUUCUACGCGCUUGCAUUAGCAUCGUAUACACUACAAGGUCCACACUCUUAUCUUUAGUGAAGGAGGUUAUGCGCUCUUUCGAUCGCACAAUGAUAAAACUUUUGAACACAUUUGAUAUGAAUCUUGUUUUUGCCACCACAACAUUUGUGCUAGUAGUAGAAUGAUGGUGGCUACCACCUUUUCCUGCCAAAAUGGUUCACACUUGAGUAUUACUUAGUAUUGGGAAAAUCUCGUAGUUGUGGUCAUACUUGUCUCAGAAUCUUAAGCUCUCUAUAGACACCAAAAAUACAAGAGAAAUUUUUUUAAGCUCCUUAAAUUUUACAAGUUCCUGGGGGAAAUCCGGUGUCCUCAACCCUUCAAAUCACGUAGUGACCCCCCUGUUCUGGGAUAAAAGCCAUGGAUGCCAAUGUGAAUGGUUUAGUUUGUGUGUCCUUCCAUCCCUACAAAGUCUGUGUUCACACUUAACAGACAAAUUUAUUUAUCUGUCUCAAAUUAUGAAAUAGAGGGAUAAACAGACAGAUGUAAUCAGACUGAUAAUUCAUUGCCCUUACUGGGUCACAUAAUGACAGCCAGAUUAUCAAUUAUACUUCUGAGUCAGAUAAUCUAGCUGUCACCUAAGUGUAAAAACAGCCACCUGGCAUGGAUUACAGUAAUAACCAAUUAAAGUUUUUAGAUGUUUCAGUUAAUGUUUUAAAUUGCCUAUGAGAUAUUAUUAAUAAUAGUUUUCUUGUUUAACUUAAUUAGCUUGCCUAUGGUUCAGUCCAGUUUCUGAGGAUAGCAUUUGAUAUUAUUUCCUUGUACAAAGUGGGAAAGAUGACAGAGAAUAAGUGGCUAAAGUAAGUCAAUCAGUCAAUCAUAAUCAGUCGUUUCAAAUGUUUAAUGCAUAGCCUCUAAGGCAACUUCAUUUUUCUCUGCACAAAAGCAAUUUUACUACUUAAGUAUUUACAGUCAACUCUUUCUAAGUCGGACACCUUUAGGGGCGGUACUAAGUGUCCGUCUAAGAGAGAUGUCCGUCUUAUAGAGAGUCAAAUAAAGGGAGUAAAGAAAGGCAGGGACCAACUCUAGCUGUCCGUUUUACAGAGGUGUCCGUCUUAUAGAGGUGUCCGUUAAGAGAGAGUCGACUGUAUUUGUUUAAUUGUAUCAGCUAUGAAUUUUUCCAUUAAUUCUUUGUCGUCUUAUUUAUAUUCACAGAAAUGUUGUACAAUGAGUAAACCUUAAGUAAAUAGCGCUUUUGGAUCAUUAAGAAAAAGCACUCUAAAAAUGUUUAAUUAUUAUUAUGAUUAUAUGAUUACGAUGAUAAUGAUGAUGAUGAUUAUUAUUAUUAUUAUUAAGCGUAGCAGUGGUGGUAGUAGUAGCAGCAGCAGCAACAGCAGUAGUAGUAGUAGUUACUUUAGUAGUAGUCGUAGUAGUAGUGGUAGAUUUUUGUCCGUUGAAUCUCAAGACCAUAAAACAGCUAUAAUUUGUGUUAAUUCGGACUCAUACAUUAUUAUUUUUUUGAUACUGGCACUUGAUUUGACGUAUGGUUUUGUGUCCUUUGAUUAUCAACAGCCGCAUUAUUAUGUUGGAGACAGUGGCAGGUGUACCAGGGAUGAUUGCCGCGAUGGCUCGACACUUUCACUCACUCAGGAAACUAACAAGAGACCAUGGGUGGAUUCACACACUGCUAGGUAAUAUUUCCAGUGAACUGAAGGGCCAUGCAAAAUUCAAAUAUUUAUUUACUCCAACAAGCACCAAUCAAACUGUAAUAGGUUUAACCAAGGUAAGUUUUUAAGUACUAAUAUGGGCUAUUGCUAGUCUAUUCAAAUUUGGUAGUAUUUUGACAAUAAUAUAAUUUAUUAAUCUGCUUACGUAUUUCUAACACUUCAGUACAUCUGUCAUAUUUCGGCACUCGUGCCAUGUCCCAGAAACUUGUCAUUAUGAUUAAUGUACUCAAAAACUUCGUUUUAUAGUUUUAGUUACUUAAAACUUUUCAUCAAACUUUUUAAGAGGAAGCUGAAAAUGAGCGGAUGCAUUUGAUGACAGCCUUGGAACUAAAAGAACCUGGAAUUCUCUUCCGAGGAGUUAUACUUUUGGCUCAGGGUAAGUUGUACAAAAAAAUGAUUUCUCCAUUAAUUUUCAAGACUUAUUGCGUUUAAGGCAUUUUAAUGCAGGUGAAAUGUGUAACCUGUUAUUAGGUCGAAUUUUAGUGCCAUGCUUAUGUUCUUUUUCAUUUUGCAUCCGCCUCCUCCUCCUCCAUAAGCUUUUCUAAGGCUUUGUAGCAUGGAACACAGCGAGAACCCUGAGAAGUGGAGACGAGCAAGAGGUCCCAGGAACACUUUAAUUUCCUUAAUAAUUUACUCAAAUAUCCGCCCAAACGUGAUUGUGAGUAACUGCAUGGGGAUGAGGCAGAUUUUGCCUAAUGCCCACUCCGACUUAACCAGGGGGUUGGGGAUUGGGGUUUGGGGGCUCGGGUUACAACAUCAUCAUAAUAAUAAUAAUAAUAAUAAUAAUAAUAAUAAUAAUAAUAAUAAUAAUAAUAAUAAUAAUAAUAUAAUAAUAAUAAUAAUGAUAAUAAUAAUAAUAAUAACUGUUUAUUCACAAAUCCAUGGAAAAGUGAAAAGGAGAUAAAGGAGGUUAUCCCUUUCUAGUUUAAUCCAUGGGGAAGCUCUGCCAAAAGGUCAAACCCCUUUAUCCUUUUAUUUACUAUUUUUAACAAGGUAUCCCCUCUAUAUUCCUUCUAUUGACAAAUGGUAUCCCUUUCAUAUACCUAGUGUAAUUAGAACUUUCCAUCCCUUUCAACUGCUGUAAAGGCACUGUAUUCAAAAUGUGAAUAAAUCACAAAACCAGAACAUUUCCCCAACUUUCUCACAGUGAUAAAAUGCAUUUGUCAGCCCCUUUAAGCCUUUCAUUAAAAGAAAUGACAGUUACCCUUUCUCAUAAUUAAACUUCCGAAAUCCCUACCCUUUGAUUUAUACCUGAAGCCUACAAAAGGUACCCUUUCAAGCGGAGCCUUCCCACAUGGACCAUUAUAGGGAGUACCUCCACCCCCCAGGGGAGUUAACGUAAGAUGCAAACAAAAUCUUUAUUAUGUGGCUACAACUUUUUCCUUUUCUAUCUCAACAGGUCUUUUUGUCAACUGCUUCUUCAUAGCAUACAUGUUAAGCCCCAGAUUUUGUCACAGAUUUGUUGGAUACCUAGAGGAGGAAGCAGUGAAGACUUACACCUACUGCUUAAAGGUGAAUAACCUUUUUAAGUUAACCAUGGGCUGCCUCACUUGAGAAGGUGGGCCCAUCCUGGUGGAUCCAUGGGCUUGCACUGUUCUGGCAAGCUGAAGAUGUUACUUAGAAAAAUGAUUUUGCCUUGUCUAGUUUCGAGAUGAAGUUCUUCAAGCGCUGACAACUACUGACAAAAUUAAUAAUCCCCCAUUCCUCCCUAAAACAAAUAUGCUGAGUCUGGCUGGAUCAUUUCUGUCCUUGACAGAACAACAUUGGCCAGGGUGGGGCAAGGGGAGAGGUUAUAGGGGUACUAAAUCUGAUGGACAGGCAUUCUGUGGGUAAGAAACUGCAAAAUUCUAAGCACUUUUUGUCCAAGAUUGAAGAUAGAGUUCAUUCCAAUAAUGUGGUAAUACAAAUGUACCACUUAGAGUGACCAACAGUAAUUUUCUCCUAACAACAUCAGCAGAUCAUCAAGAGUAAAGUUUAUGAGAAUUACUAAAUUGAUAACCAAAGGGAGAAUGCUUUGAUCUUAAGCCAAAUUCUCUCAACUAUUCUUAAAAGAAAUGUAUGGAGAUCAGUCUGGAGAAUUUGUCCGUGGAUAAAAGAAGAGAGAAGAAACAGCUGGAAAUAAUAUUAUACCCCUGCCAUGAGGCCCCAAUCCAGGCACCUGUCAAAGUGAAACUGAAUAAAAUUUUCAGUGUUUCUGUAAUGAAUAAAAUGGAUGGGAGAAAAAUAGAAAUAAAAUUCUGUCAUUAUAGCCACCUCUUACAUGUAAAUACAUUGGACUUUUGACUAUAAAAGGCAGCUGUUUGAAAGUGUCUAGUUGAGGUUGUUGAGUUCAGUUUUGAGCUAUAUUUUAACAAGAUUGUUAUUAAUAAGUUUAAGACACUGUGACUUUGGAGGACAGGAAAUUGAAGAUGUCUCUGACCAGGUUCUUUCAUGUAAAAAAUUCAAUUCAAGGGCAGAAAUAUGUGAUAAAAUUAUUGAUUCAGUUAACGUGCGUGUAAAAUUUUCACAGUGUAUUGAUGAUGGAACUCUACCGAUUUGGAAAACAAAGCCUGCACCUCCUCUGGCUAUUAACUACUGGAAGUUAAAGGUAUUUAAGAAAAUUUUUUCUUAAAAUUUAAAUUUCAAAGAGGGGAUAAUUUUUAUAAGAGUGUCGAAGAAAAUCCUGGCUCAAUAAAAAAAGAAAGAAAAAACUAUGAAAAAUAUGUGCCAAGAGAGGAAGAGGAAAGGCCAUGUAACAGAAAACUUGAACCUUUGACUGACAAUAUCUCUCCAGCACAAAUAGUUUACUGCACAACUGAAUUUUACACAGAUUGUAGCUCAGGGGAAAUGGUAAAAAACUGAAGCAUUACUGGGAGCAACAGGUCAAGAAGAAUUAAAUGAAGUAGAUCGUAGGUAUUGACACAACUUUUGCAGUUGUGGAAAGAGAGCCUGAAAAAGUAAGGCUUGCACGGGAUUUGAACACUUGACCUCUGCAAUACUGGUGCAGCGCUCAACUAGUUAUUGAGCAAACAAGCCAACUGGGAGUGGCUCAUUGAGUUGAUUCAUUAUAAACCCAUAAAAGGAUAAAAAUAUGAAAAUUAUACAUAAGAACUGUGGAGUGAAUGAAGAAUUAAAUGAAAGGAGUUUAUCGCAGUUAUAGGGGAUAGUUAAGUAGAAUUCAAAGGUUAUUAAACUCAAUCACGCACCCUUCUCACUACACAACAAGAGAUUUUUAGAUUUGAGGACAAGAACAAGGACGAGAUUGGAUUUAAAGUUUUUUCGCAUAUUCUCAAUAAGAAGACACCUCAGAACGCUUCAUUCUUCUUUUUUUUUACCAGAAAAGUUAGCACUGUUACCUUUAUUGGAGGAGAUUUAAAGCCCUCUCCCGAUCGCAAAAUGAUAAAACUUCUAACAUUAUUUUGAUAACUUGUUUCCGCCACUGCAAUAUUCUCACUAAAACUCAUAGUAGAAUGACAACUAGUAUCACGUUUUCGCACAAAAAUCAUGUUGGCUUAUGCGAGCACAACUUAGUAUUGAGAAAUUCUUGUACUUAUAUUCAUACUUGUCUUAAAAUAUAAAGGUUUCUAAUAUUGUUCAGUCUGUAGCUCUGAGUUUCCAUAUCAUUUUCUUACAGGAGGGAGCUGUUAUGCGGGAUGCCAUCCUGGCCAUACGAGCAGAUGAAGCACACCACAGAGUUGUUAAUCACACUCUAAGCUCAAUGCACCUUAAUGAGAAGAAUCCAUUUUCACCAGGCCAGAAGAAAUUAUAA